Epinephelus fuscoguttatus (brown-marbled grouper) is the source of this 2439-nucleotide messenger RNA. RefSeq names its product methyltransferase 21C, AARS1 lysine b (gene mettl21cb). The coding region runs from base 216 to 1013 and encodes 265 amino acids. NCBI's taxonomy places the organism in Eukaryota, Metazoa, Chordata, Actinopteri, Perciformes, Serranidae. Gene Ontology annotation, cellular component: cytoplasm; cytosol. Gene Ontology annotation, biological process: peptidyl-lysine methylation. The record is from RefSeq and is a predicted model, not a curated record. The transcript is spliced from 6 exons. Gene Ontology annotation, molecular function: protein-lysine N-methyltransferase activity.
AGCAUUCUGCAGAUGUUGUGAAGAAUCUUCAGAGGAAACAAAAUGCUGGAUCCGCAGUAGUGUACAGUAAUAGAGAAUAUACACACAGUCAACAAAAGCUGAUGCCUUGCUCAGGGGUGUGUCACAGCUUCGACAAACACAGCAGAGAGAAAUUCAGACACGAGAACUGAAGAAGAAGAAGAAGAGACGACUGCUUCACGCAGUAUUCAGUGAUAAUGGAGAGACUGUCCACAGUUGGUCAACGUAUCCAACAGAAGCAUUCUGGAAAGAAAAAGGAGGUGGGUGACAAAAAGGAUGGGAAACUACAGGUGAAGCAGCGGACCACAGAUGAAGCAUUAACAGACCAGAAAGUGAUGGCAGGAGAGGCUUCGGACAGGAGGAACAUCUGGGAGCCGAGUGUUUACUACGCGCUGGGGAAUGAGUCUUUCUCUUUUGCUGGUCAUGACAUCAGCAUCCGAGAGUCCAUGGAUACUUUCGGCGCUCUGAUCUGGCCCGGGGCAAUCGCUUUGAGUCAGUUCUUGGAGAACAACCAGCAACAAGUGAACCUGAUGGACAAAGCGGUGCUGGAGAUAGGAGCUGGGACUGGCCUGCUCUCAAUAGUGGCCAGUCUGCUUGGGGCAUGGGUGACAGCUACUGAUCUACCAGAGAUCUUACCUAAUCUGACCUUUAACCUCAUGCGGAACACCAAGGGCCGGUCCCGCUACACCCCCCAGGUGGCUGCCCUGACCUGGGCACAGGACCUGAAGCGAGACUUCCCCUACCUGUCCUACAACUACGACUAUGUACUCGCAGCUGACGUGAUCUAUCCCCAUGGCUGCCUCGAGGAACUGCUGGAAACCAUGCUUUACUUUUGUCGGCCGGGGAGUCAGACAACGUUGCUGUUGGCCAACAAGAUCCGGUUCGACUCAGACUUGAAGUUCACAGAGUGCUUUGAGAGCAGUUUUAACGCCACGCUGCUUGCUGAGCUCCCACAGCAGGAGGUGAGGAUAUACAAGGCCACAGCGAAGGAGUGAUGGAGGAGCUUCAGGGGGUGGAGAUUCCUGAGAUGUUAAAGGUCCAGUGUGGUGGAUUUAGGGGGAUAUAUUGGGAGAAAUGGAAUAUAAUACGUCUGUUUUCUUUACUGUGUAAUCACCUGAAAUUAAAAAUCGUUGUCUUUACUAUGAGCUAUUUAGUAUAUCUACACAGGGAGCAGGUCCUCAUCCGUGGAAUCCGCAAAGUUGCACCGCCAUGUUUCUACAGUGGCCCAGAACAGACAAACCAAACACUGGCUCUAGACAAGACCAUUUGUGUUUUUGCAUCGGACAUCGUAGUAAGCAGCCAGAGGACUUUGUGGAUCAGAAAAAAGGUGAGCACUCACUGGCAGGUGCUCAUCGCAGGGAGGCCAAACGAUGACGGUCUCAUGCCAAAGUUGUCGAACUCCAGCGCUUGGACAGUGACUUGCAAUGUCAGAAACCAACCAAAAAAGCCGUCCUUUAACAUCGGCAUGAUACACGGCCGGUUGCUGUUAUAGUCUAAUGACCCCCAGUGGCAUCAGGGGGAAACACAGCAAGACAAGGGUGAAAGUAAAGGCGUCGAAAGUCCGAGUAGGACAAGAGAAGGGGUGGUGGAUGGGUCAAUCAAACACCGACUUUCAUCCGAGAGAGCGGCGUUCGUAUCCUGUAAGAUUACAAAGCCAAACCUUCUUCCUUUUUCCUAAACCUAACUGUGUGCGUUAGUUGAAGGAAAAAAAAUGUCAAUAUGCAGUGUUGUACCGAUGUAGUGCGAAAAUGGAAGUGUAUCUUGAAAGAAGAGAACCUGACACGGCGUCCCAGAGCAUCAACACCCAACACACCCAGGGUACCUUGCCCUCAGAUGUGGAUGUGGAAAGUUCAUGACCAAACUGUCAAUAUGUGACAAGGUCGGAGUGAGAAUGUGUUGGCCAAACAGCAUCAGUGAAACACUGAUUUGUAAUUCAAAUCACCAGGUCUGUUUGUUUUUGAGAGGAGGAGAUAUCUGCGGAUAAUUCGGCUCCUGGUAAAAACCUCCUGAACAAGGAACACUGAAGGAAUUUUAACCACGAGACGUUUCAGCUGGUUGCAAUCUGCAAUCCUCACCACUACAUGCCACUAAAUCCCCCAAAAUCUUACACACUGGACCUUUAAAUGAAUAUUGUUAAAAUUUCAAGGGAAAAAGCAAAUUCCAUUUUCUUCUCACUGAUUUAAAUCAAUGUCGAGAAAAAUCUGGUUUUGACCUGUUUACACAACAUUCCUGGACUGUGCUGUGACUGUAACGCAGAAAUAAAGCUCAAAUUUCCAUUUCAAUAAGCUAUUUUAUUUGCCAACACUCUUUUAUACAGAUGAUAUCUCUGACUUUAGUCAGCGUCUGCUUAACAAUUUGUAUUUAAAAGUAAAUCAGUUUGCUGUAAACAUCUCCCUAUAUUCAGAUUUGUCUCAUAACAUC